Molecule: messenger RNA, 2175 nt
Organism: Nematolebias whitei (Rio pearlfish)
Lineage: Eukaryota; Metazoa; Chordata; Actinopteri; Cyprinodontiformes; Rivulidae
Gene: mab21l1
Product: mab-21-like 1
Exons: 1
Coding region: 396-1475 (359 amino acids)
Source: RefSeq, a predicted model, not a curated record
GUGUGUGUCUCUCCCCUGUUGUAAAACACAGCAACACCGAGCGUUUGCGUAAAGAGGGCACACUCCACUCUGCGCAAUUACGCGGGCUCCUGCCUGGCACAACGAUCAGACAGAAGAUAAUUAAAGGCGCUUCUUCUUCAGCUACAAACGAGGCGCAAAUGGACUUUUAACAGCAGCGUCCGGACCGAGCUUACUCUCAGCACUUCGAUGCAGUUUGCAGCGCAGCAGCUGUGGAUGUGAUGUGCUCUGAGCACAUCCUAAUUUUAUAAAUAGACUUGUUUUUCUAUUUAAAUAGCUUUCCGUCUUCUCUAAAAUUGGCUCCCGUACAAACAGCCGCGUUGGAUCCCUCGGCGUACUGCGAGACUCCGGUGUACAACCCGGAUCUCUGCCCUAACAUGAUCGCCGCCCAGGCGAAGUUGGUGUAUCACCUCAACAAAUACUACAACGAGAAAUGUCAGUCUCGGAAGGCGGCCAUCUCCAAGACCAUCCGGGAGGUGUGCAAGGUGGUGUCGGAUGUGCUGAAGGAGGUCGAGGUGCAGGAGCCCCGCUUCAUCAGCUCCCUCAGCGAGAUGGAUAACCGCUUCGAGGGACUGGAGGUCAUUUCGCCCACAGAGUUCGAGGUUGUGCUCUAUCUGAAUCAGAUGGGGGUGUUCAACUUCGUGGACGACGGCUCCCUCCCGGGCUGCGCCGUCCUCAAGCUCAGCGACGGCCGCAAGAGAAGCAUGUCCCUCUGGGUGGAGUUCAUCACAGCCUCCGGCUACCUCUCCGCGCGCAAGAUCCGAUCGAGGUUUCAGACGCUGGUGGCGCAGGCUGUAGAUAAGUGCAGCUACAGAGAUGUUGUCAAAAUGGUCGCAGACACGAGCGAGGUGAAGCUGCGCAUCAGAGACAGAUAUGUGGUGCAGAUCACCCCGGCCUUCAAAUGCACUGGCAUCUGGCCCCGAAGCGCCGCGCACUGGCCCCUGCCGCACAUCCCCUGGCCGGGUCCGAACCGAGUGGCGGAAGUCAAAGCGGAGGGAUUCAAUCUUUUAUCCAAAGAGUGCUACUCCCUGAACGGAAAGCAGAGCUCGGCGGAGAGCGACGCUUGGGUGCUGCAGUUCGCUGAGGCCGAGAACCGGCUCCUCCUGGGCGGGUGCAGGAAGAAGUGCUUGUCGGUCCUGAAAGCGCUGCGCGACCGUCACCUGGAGCUGCCGGGACAACCCCUUAACAACUACCACAUGAAAACUUUAGUUUCCUACGAGUGUGAGAAACAUCCCAGGGAGUCGGACUGGGAUGAAAACUGCCUCGGAGACCGCCUGAACGGGAUUCUAUUGCAGCUUAUUUCGUGUUUGCAGUGCAGGAGGUGCCCGCAUUAUUUCCUGCCCAAUUUAGACCUGUUUCAGGGGAAACCGCACUCUGCUCUAGAGAACGCAGCCAAACAGACUUGGCGACUGGCAAGAGAAAUACUGACCAACCCCAAAAGCUUGGAGAAACUCUGAGGUAACAUAAACAAAGAAAAUAUUUGUUCACUUAGUUUAAAAAAAAAAGUGUUAAACAGGCCUAACGAGCUCUGGAAUGGACACAAAAACAAUCUGCAAAGUCUUAAAAUGUGACUGUUGGUGAACAUGUUUUGGUCCAGCCUGUUUUAAAAUGAUUUCUUAUAAUAACUGAUCUGCAAUCAUCCCUGUUCACCUUCUGGAGGUGUUAACAGGCUAAAGCAAGUUUAAAUUAUUGCAAACAGCUGACUAAAGCCAGCAGUGGUUGCUUUUCUUUCAAAUCUCACUUUUCAUAAAGUGCUUUAAAAUAAAGCCUCAUACAAAAUUUGGAUUAAAAAGAAAAACACGCCUGUACAUUUUAUACUGUAAAUACAUUCAUAGAUUGUGAUUCAAGUGGUCUGAAAUUGUGAAUGUUGUUCUGUGGCAAGUAAAUAGGAUCCACCCGUUUAAAUCUGAAUUUUGAUCCCCUUUUUUUCUGGUAGAAACGUUUUUAAUUUAUACUUGCAUCAGUGGUAGUCUGACUCACCUGUUUCAAUGAACAUUUUAAAAAAAUGUUUUGAAAGUUUACAUUUUGGAAUAUAGGCGUAAGACAUUUGUUACAUCGAAAACAUUCCAUCAGUUUUACUUGAAUUAUUAUUUAAAAUUAUUCAAAACAUUUGAGUUGUUUGUCCUUUUCCAUGCUUAGGCCUGAUUAAAAAAAAAA